AUGGGGUCUACCACAGCUGCUUUUCCGCCUCCAGUUCGCACCACCUUGGCGUUUCGACUGGAUCCAGCCCUAGGUGAAUGCGAUGCAUUGGAAGUCGGAAAGCACAACGAAAUGAAGCGAGACAUGCAAGACAUCGACGUUUUGGACGCCUCUGGACGCGAAACAGAGUUCACGCUGGACGCCGCAGGGUUUCAGUUCACUCAGCAUAGGUCGAGCUUUCAGGAUUUCCGAGAUGAAGAGGCUGUCAAGACGGAGUACUACGCCGAAGUUACCGAAUUGGCCAAGACGAUAACAGGUGCCUCAUUCGCCUAUUGCUAUCAGCAUCUCCUCCGCGCUUCGAAGCUUGAGGGUCAUGAGCAGCCACCAAGCAAUCUUUUUGGCCCCGCGAACGGCGUGCAUGUUGACUACAACUACACUCACACGCCGGCGUAUAUCAAAGCGCUGCCGGAGCGGCCUGCAGAUUGGGAUCGAUUGUCCAUGUAUCGGUGGGCCAUCUUCAGUGCAUGGCGGCCAAUGAGCAAGGUCACACGAGAUGCCCUGUGCGUUGGCGACAAGACAACAAUUCCUGACAGCGAUUUGGUGACGGGUACGACGGAUAUGGAUAGGCCUGGGCGGAAGACGACGCUGGGUCUGUUCUGGGUCAACUUCAACCCCAAACAACAGUAUUACUACAAGAAGGGAAUGGACACCGAAGACCUGCUCUGGAUCAAGUUGUAUGAUAGCAAACUGGACGGCAGGGCAAGGUGCACGCCGCAUUCGUGA
This is a messenger RNA of Zasmidium cellare ATCC 36951, 762 nucleotides long. RefSeq lists its product as uncharacterized. NCBI's taxonomy places the organism in Eukaryota, Fungi, Ascomycota, Dothideomycetes, Mycosphaerellales, Mycosphaerellaceae. Gene Ontology annotation, molecular function: oxidoreductase activity. The record is from RefSeq and is a predicted model, not a curated record. Bases 1 to 762 code for a protein of 253 amino acids. The transcript has 2 exons.